CCCUCCCACUGUGUUGGGGGUACGGCAGGGGAGGGAUGGGAGGAAAAAAGCUCUUUGACUCGGAAGGGUAGGUUCGCCUCCUCAUAUUCCAUAUCGCUGCGGCCGCGCAUGCGCUGGAGAUCGGAGGCCAGGCGGUGAGAAGCGGAUGCCGUUACCAUGUUGGGGCUGCUCGGGGAACAAGGACGGUAAAGUCGGUGAAGCUGUGCACAUGGUUUCUCUGGUUCCAAAUAAACAAAUGGAGUGAAACAGCUAUGGACAGUCUCAAUGACCCAGAGGAUACAUAUAUUGCAGUGAUUCGUCCUAAGAAUGCUGCUAGUUUAAAUUCUCGUGACUAUCGAACAAAAUCAUAUGAAAUCCUGCUGCUGGAGUUGCAAAAUGAAGGCAAGGAGAAAAAGAGAAAGAAAGUUUUGCUACAAACAAAACUGAAGAGGGAUGAAAAUAAAGGACAAGACAUUCUUGACUUUGUAGUUGAAGCUACCAAACUGAUGUCACCUAACAACCAAGGAGUCAAAGGUAAACGAGUGGUGUUGAUAAAAGAAUUCCCUGUCCACGGAGAAAAUUCUUGCAGGGCAGCUGCACUCUAUGUUGUACCAACAGCAGUUAAAGACAACAGCAAGAUAUCCUAUUGCCUUGGAGCACCAAGCUUUUACUGCUUCCAGGAUAUUAUGCGUGUGUGCAGUGAAUCUAGCACUCAUUUUUCUACACUCAGUGCAAAAAUGCUGAUUGCCUUGGACAAGUGGUUGGCAGAACAGCACACCAUCUCCCAUGCCAUUCCAGGUCUUUUUAGACCAUCGCCUCUUGACAGACUCAAAUCUUGUGUAGCAAACCCUGCUUACAUCAAAGAAAUGGAUCAGCAUGAAAAUACACUAAAUGUGGGCUACACUGCUUUGGAGAUAAAAAGUAAAAUGUUGUCACUGGAAAAAGCUGACCUCUGUAUCUACAAUCCACUUUUUGGAUCAGACUUACAGUACACAAAUAGGGUAGAUAAAGUGGUUAUAAAUCCGUACUUUGGCUUGGGAGCACCUGAUUAUUCCAAGAUACAGAUUCCAAAACGUGAAAAAUGGCAGCGUAGUAUGAGUAGCAUAAUGGAGGACAAGCCCAGCCUGUCCAACCUUUCCUCAUUGGAUAAUCCCUCUCCUACCACCCCAGGUUGCGAUUCUUGGCCCGCAGAUGGCUUCGAGUUGCUGGAUCAAGCAGUUUGA
This is a messenger RNA of Rhincodon typus (whale shark), 1202 nucleotides long. Its product is annotated as krev interaction trapped protein 1-like. Gene Ontology annotation, biological process: cell redox homeostasis; negative regulation of angiogenesis; regulation of establishment of cell polarity. Gene Ontology annotation, cellular component: plasma membrane. Lineage: Eukaryota; Metazoa; Chordata; Chondrichthyes; Orectolobiformes; Rhincodontidae. The transcript is spliced from 9 exons. The record is from RefSeq and is a predicted model, not a curated record. Bases 252 to 1202 code for a protein of 316 amino acids.